UCAAAAUUUGAAAGUAAUCCCUAUACACUACACUUACAUAUAUUGUGCAAGUAUGUGGUGUCGCUAAUGUUAUAAUUUUUUCUGGUGUAAGUUCUUUUUAUUGUUUUACAGUGUGUGAAACCAGGACAUGUACGCGACAUGGUUUUUGUCUCCGCAAGACCAAAACAGUGCACAGUUGGAAAUGGAGUAAGGAGCAAAAGUUAUAAGGCAGUGCAGGGAGACAUGCUGGACCCUGAUGUCCUCAGAGUGGCAAAGGUUUACCAGGACUUUGCACCAGACCUUGCUCCUCUGAUUACCACCAUGACCAUCAGUGCUGAUGACCCAUUAGUUGACUCAGUCUUUGGAAAAGUCCAGGAAGGCAGUCCUAUCGCUUUACAGCAUCCACUACCAGUCAGCCGAAUUAUCAUUCGCCACGUGGAUGCCCCUCCUCCACCGCCAUUGCCAUUGGACAACUACCAUCUUGAGCCCACCUCUGUCCAGUUUGUCUGCACCCACCAGCAGCAACUAGAACUGGAGUGUCUUGCGACAACGCUGGAACAGUCCCAACAAAUUGAAAUUGCCACCAGGGAGCAGAGCACAACAGCUGAAUGGCACAAUGUCAGGAAACCCCGAAUAACGUCUUCUCGGUUCUUGACAAGUAUGUCAUGUAAAAGGGUCCAGUUCUGCUCUGAGUCUAGCACAGCGAAUCAAGAAGGGAAUAGCAGCCACGGUGACUAUGAAACGAGGCCUUGUGCUAGAACCAUUAGCUAUUCAACAAUACACCAGAAUCAAGAACACCAACUAUUGGCCUUGCGGCUCCGUCAUCCAUCCCGAAGCUCCAUGGUUGGGAUCCUCUCCGGAUGGUGUAGUUUUUGAUCCCACAGAGAGACCAACCUUUGGUUUAUUGGAGAUAAAAUGUCCCAAUGCUAAAGUUAUGUUGAUUGUAAGUACUUAAGAAAAUGUAAUGGCACAAUGAAACUUUUGUCAAGUCACUGUUACUACUGUCAGGUGCUGGGGCAGCUCCUGAUCCCAGGCACGGAGUGGCGUGAUUUUGUAGUCUGUGCAGAGGAUGACAUUCUUGUCCAGCGCAUUUACAGAGACCUAAGUGUGUGUCAGACAACGAGAGAAAAGGUUGAUCAUUUCUUCUUUUAUGUUUACUUUUCCAGUGCAUAGAUUAUUUUGUAUCGGCACGUGGA
Girardinichthys multiradiatus is the source of this 1175-nucleotide messenger RNA. RefSeq lists its product as uncharacterized. The record is from RefSeq and is a predicted model, not a curated record. NCBI's taxonomy places the organism in Eukaryota, Metazoa, Chordata, Actinopteri, Cyprinodontiformes, Goodeidae. The transcript is spliced from 2 exons. Bases 139 to 855 code for a protein of 238 amino acids.